Molecule: messenger RNA, 1727 nt
Organism: Odontomachus brunneus
Lineage: Eukaryota; Metazoa; Arthropoda; Insecta; Hymenoptera; Formicidae
Product: upstream stimulatory factor 2-like
Exons: 5
Coding region: 365-1015 (216 amino acids)
Biological process (GO): regulation of transcription by RNA polymerase II
Molecular function (GO): protein dimerization activity; RNA polymerase II cis-regulatory region sequence-specific DNA binding; DNA-binding transcription factor activity, RNA polymerase II-specific
Source: RefSeq, a predicted model, not a curated record
UGACCUCGUUGGCGUGUCCCGUGACCAGCUCACGUGAAUUUUGACAAAUUCAAACGUUUUUUUUUUUGGUGGCGAAGAAAUGGACAUUUUGGGGCAGCAUAUCGAGUCGCAGGAUGCAAGGUCUCCUCAAGGUCAUCAUGUAGUGCCACAGUACGCAUUUAACGAGCCGUGCUAGGAUCGACACACAGUAAUCAUCCGAAGUAAUACACCUAGUGCAGCGACUCCCAGCCGAGAUCAGUAACCUCGACAAUGCGUCUGAACACCUUAUCUGUUUUGCAGCGCCGUGAAGGACGACAGUGGAACGGGGAUUGUUAUAGAGGAAGCAGAAUUCGUGGAUUGCGAAGAACCUGUUGGAGAAGAUGAUAUGCGUUACCAAGAAACCCUAGCUUACAGAGUUGUUCAAGUGAACAGCACUGCCUUACAAUCAGCCAAUGAAAUAGAACUACCUGUAUCACAACCAGGAAACAACACCGUACAAGUACUAACAUCACCUUUGAAUGGACAGUUUUAUAUUGUUGGAAAUGCCAACGAUGUUUUUACUACAGCGCAGACAUCUAGAUCUUUAGUACCAAGAGCAACAACAUUACAAAUAGAAACAUCAAGAAAUUGUACCACUGGAUUGAAAAAGAGGGAUGAUAGACGAAGAGCAACACACAACGAAGUCGAGCGUCGACGUAGAGAUAAAAUAAACAAUUGGAUUGCGAAAUUGGGUAAGAUUAUACCCGAGUGCAAUGCAAGCACGACUAUUGGAAUCAGCAGUAGUGGAGAGGCAAAAACCAAUUAUGAGACUCUGAGUAAAGGAGGCAUCUUAGCGAAGGCUUGCGAGUACAUAGGUGAGCUGCGCGCAACCAAUCAAAACCUGAACCAGUGUCUGCAGGAGAACGAGAAGCUGCGUCAGGAUAUCACGGCAUUGAAGCAGUUAAUAACCCAAUUAAAACACGAAAAUCAUCAACUCAGAUCGCAAAUAACAACUUCUACCGGUAACUCCGUUGAAGUUGUACAUUUGAGUCCUUAAGCUUCUUCUAAUUCGUGAGCCGACGGUUCUUUCUGUAAAUACUAGGACUUAUGAGUUGUUUCUUCUUGCACGGAAUACGUACACUCGACAUCGUGUACGUUUACAUAUGAAGUUGGAAAAUGCGAAUGUUAAAGCGGAUGUUAAAGUGAGAAAGUAUACGCAACACCAAUUGUACGUAGGUGUGAAUAUCUGGGCACGGCGCUUGGCUUGAAAGCCAAGUUUCUCGUGCCCAAAUUUCGAAUAUGAAAGCGUAUGUGGUGCCGAGUUUAUCUAAGUUUCUGUUCUCUUCACCAACGACUGCACUAGAUUUAGCAAAAUUACAAUAUUUCAAUUCGAUAUCCAAUAUCAAAUUGGGUACUUCUAGUAAUACAGUCAUAACUGCACAUACACAAUCUUACAUCGACAUUUUAUUUUUUACACACACUGUUCUAUUAACUCACUAAAUGAUACCAAAAGCGUCAAAUCGGAAAGAAAUAAAGCUUAUAAUUUCUGUAACACAACAAAAUGUAUUCUUCAAGAAAAAUAACUUCGUAUUGUUACACAAUCACUUAUUUGUUAUAUAAGGUACAAAAUAAGACAAAGUUAUAAUAUCUAAGGAAAUUAUAAUAUAUUUGUUCAGCGUAUAUGCGUUUAUAUACCUUUUCAGCAAUCCUCUUUUUGAGAUAAAAAAUAUAUCCCAAAAAGAGGAAUAUUGAUAUCAAUUAUAUAAAAG